Molecule: messenger RNA, 1386 nt
Organism: Pestalotiopsis fici W106-1
Lineage: Eukaryota; Fungi; Ascomycota; Sordariomycetes; Amphisphaeriales; Sporocadaceae
Product: Subtilisin-like proteinase Spm1
Exons: 3
Coding region: 1-1386 (461 amino acids)
Biological process (GO): proteolysis
Molecular function (GO): serine-type endopeptidase activity
Source: RefSeq, a predicted model, not a curated record
AUGAGGGGCCUCAUUACUCUUUCGCUGGCCUGCGUCGCAGCUGCAGCUCCAUCCUACAGCUCCUACAACGAGGGCGCUCCCGUCAUCGCCGCUGCUGAUGCCGAGCACAUCCCCAACUCCUACAUCAUCAAGUUCAAGAAGCACGUUUCACAUGACGCAGCACAGGACCACCACUCCUGGGUCCAGAACGUUCACACUACCAGCGAAGAGUACCGUCAGACCGAGCUGCGCAAGCGUGGCCUGUUCUCGUCAGGGUCGGAUGAAGAGGUCUCUGCCUACAGUGGCUUCAAGCAUGCCUACAAGAUCGGCUCCGAUUUCUUGGGCUAUGCUGGUCACUUUGAUGACUCUGUCCUCGACCAGAUCCGCAAGCACCCCGACGUCGAGUACGUCGAGCGGGAUCAGAUUGUUCGCACCCUAGAGGACCCCGAACCAGUCACAGAGAAGAACGCCCCAUGGGGUCUGGCUCGUAUCUCUCACCGUGCUAGCCUCUCCUUUGGCACCUUCAAUAAGUAUGUCUACGCCGAGGACGGCGGUGAGGGUGUCGAUGCCUACAUCAUCGACACUGGUACCAACACUGAGCACGUUGACUUCGAGGGUCGUGCCCACUGGGGCAAGACCAUCCCCUCUGGUGAUGCUGACGUUGAUGGCAACGGUCACGGCACUCACUGCUCUGGUACCGUCGCUGGCAAGAAGUACGGUGUCGCCAAGAAGGCUUCUGUUUACGCGGUCAAGGUUCUCCGCAGUAACGGCAGCGGUUCCAUGGCUGAUGUUAUGAAAGGCGUCGAGUGGGCCGCCGAGUCUCACUUGAACGCCGUCUCUGCUGCCAAGAACGGAAAGCGCAAGGGCUUCAAGGGCUCUGUUGCAAACAUGUCUCUUGGUGGUGGCAAGUCUCCUUCUCUCGACCAGGCUGUUAAUGCUGCCGUCGAUGCUGGCCUCCACUUUGCCGUUGCUGCCGGUAACGACAAUGCUGACGCUUGCAACUACUCCCCCGCUGCCGCUUCCAAGGCCAUGACCGUCGGUGCUUCUGCCCUCGAUGACAGCCGUGCUUACUUCUCCAACUGGGGCAAGUGCGUUGACAUCUUCGGUCCUGGUCUCAGCAUUCAGUCCACCUGGAUUGGUAGCAAGACUGCCAUCAACACCAUCAGUGGUACUUCGAUGGCUUCCCCUCACUUGUGCGGUCUUACCGCCUACUACCUGUCUCUGCAGCCCAGCAAGGACUCCGAGUAUGGCCUCGCCUCCAUCACUCCCGAGCAGCUCAAGAAGGACAUCCUCAAGGUCGCCAGCAAGGAUAAGCUCAGCGAUGUUGGCACCAACUCCCCCAACCUGCUCGCCUUCAACGGUGCUGGCAAGAGCAACUACUCUGACAUCAUUGAGGCUAGCGAAUAG